GAAUUCAAGCAAAUAUGCGAUAAAAAAAAGAAACGCACAGAAUACGAGCGACUUAAUUAGCCAACAACGCAGGACGAACACGGAGUGCAACCCAAGGAUAGGCGAGCAGACACCUGGAGAGAAUUCGCGAGAGAGAGAGAGUUCUCCACGUCAACGCUUCUGGCCGGGAACACUUAUCUACGCACCCAGACACGGGAAUCACGUUACGGAACGGAAGGGAAGGGACACGCACACACUCCUCCAUACACGAUACACGAUGUAUUGCCUGCAAUGCCUGCUGCCGGUGCUCCUCAUACCAAAGCCCACAAAUCCAGCGCUGAUGGAGACGCACGUGAUGUUCAUAGUGCUCUAUCUGGUGGGAUUCUUUCUGGAGCGAAAGCCCUGUACCAUCUGCAGCGUGGUGUUUCUCACCGCCGUCUCCCUGAUCUGCUACAGCGGCGUGGGCAACUGCAUCUUCUGGGGCAACUGUGAGGGGCAUCAGUGUGAGAAUGGCUAG
Messenger RNA from Drosophila persimilis, 496 nucleotides. RefSeq names its product bladder cancer-associated protein (gene bc10). The transcript is spliced from 2 exons. The record is from RefSeq and is a predicted model, not a curated record. The coding region runs from base 257 to 496 and encodes 79 amino acids. Lineage: Eukaryota; Metazoa; Arthropoda; Insecta; Diptera; Drosophilidae.